CUCAACUCAACUCAACUCAACUCAACUCAACUCAACUCAACUCAACUCAACUCAACUCAACUCAGCUCAGCUCAGCUCAGCUCAGCUCAGCUCAGCUCAACUCAACUCAACUCUAUUCAACUCAGAUCUGCUCAACUCGGCCGAACCGGGCAGGGCAACGAUCUAGCUUGCAUUUGGAGGGCCGACUGA
Protopolystoma xenopodis is the source of this 189-nucleotide messenger RNA. Lineage: Eukaryota; Metazoa; Platyhelminthes; Monogenea; Polystomatidea; Polystomatidae. The record is from the annotation of a GenBank genome assembly.